CUGCUGCUGCCUCACCGGUUGAGGUUUCAAACGCACAGAGCAGACAGAGGAGAGUGCGUAAAUCGCGUCUUCAUUUUGGAGACACAGUGGCAUUUGGCAACUGGGAAUUGAGGAUUCUACUGCUACACAGGAAUUUCCGGUAUCGUUUACGUAUUAUUUUUGUUGUUGUUUUUGUUGUAAAGGUGUUUGGAUUGGACCGGAACCAGAGAGAGAGAGAUGGGGGACCGGCGCAGGAAGUUCCUCUCUCCCCGCGUCUCAAAGGGAACACUGCAGCUCCGCGUGAUCUUUCUGGACAACAGCGAGCGCGUGUUUGAGGUCGAGCAAAGGAUCCUGGGAUGUGACUUCUUCAACAAGGUGUGUGGCCACCUCAAGCUAUUGGAGAGAGAAUACUUUGGACUGGAGUUCAGACAUCACACUGGUAGUUAUGUGUGGCUGGAACAGGUGAAACCUCUUACCAGUCAGAUAAAGAACACCAGUGAUCUGUUCUUCAGGUUCAUUGUCAAGUUCUUUCCUCCAGACCCAGGACAGCUGCAGAGAAGACUCACAAGGUAUCUGUUUUCUCUCCAGAUAAAGCAGGACCUCUCGACAGGCAGUCUUACCUGUAAUGACAACAGCGCCGCCCUGCUGGUCUCCCAUAUACUGCAGUCAGAGCUGGGAGACUACAAGGAGGAGUUGGACAUCCACCAUCUAGAGAUGAGAAGAUACGUCCCUAACCAGGAAUACCUGGACCACAAAAUUAUGAACUUCCACAGGAAACACAGGGGUCACUCUCCUGCGGACUCAGACGUCCAUCUGUUGGAGGUUGCUAGGAAACUGGACAUGUACGGUAUCCGCCCCCACCCUGCCCACGAUGGCGAAGGCAUAAGACUCAACCUGGCCGUCACACACUCUGGGGUACUGGUGUUCCAGGGCAACACUAAGAUCAACACGUUCAGCUGGGCCAAGAUCCGUAAACUGAGCUUCAAGAGGAAACACUUCCUCAUCAAACUACACGACCAAAUAGGGACACACAUGCAGAGUACACAUGCCUUCUUCAGACUGGCCAAAGAGCCCCAGUCACGCAGCAAGACUCUGCUGUCCAGCAAAGGAUCCAGCUUCAGAUACAGUGGCAGGACCCAGAAACAGUUGAUGGAGUACAUGCCCACAGGGGAGAAAAAACACAGACCUUUCGAAAGGUCCUACUGUAAGUCAGAGUCCAGACAGUGUAGAUCCUCUCCUGACCUCCUCACAGACGUCUCCAAGCAGCUCUACGAGCAGUCCCACUCGUUCCCGCGCCCCGGAUGCCACAGUGAAGAGGAAGUGGAAAGACAACAGCAGGAAGUGGGAGGAGCUAACGCUAAACGCAGCCAAUCAGCUGUCGAAGUGGUCUUCUCCACGGAACUGCAGCGGUCCCGCCUCCCACAAGCUUUCCACCAAUCAACGGCCUCUCCUAAGCAAAGGUCCGCCUCUACAUCGGUAGACAUCGAGGAGAGGAGGGCAGGGGGGCAACGGCAGGGAGGGGCGGGGCAUCACCACGGUAACAGCAGGGCCAGACUUCGGCCCAAACCCCAGCCUGCCUCCGACGCGCAGCAAUUGGUCCUCCUAUAUCCCAAUAACCCCGCCUACCAGUUCCAUCCAGUCCUUCCAACAUUCCCAUUGGCCAGCUAUCCGCACGGACAUGCCUACUUUUUGGACGGUGCCGUAACCUCAUUGGAGCGUCUCCCACAGAUGCAACGCUUAGACCACACCCUGUUGGAGGGGCUGACACACCCUUCUCUCUACGCACGCUCUGAUUCGUCUUCCCUGUCGCCACUCAGGCGGAAUCUCCGCCCAUCCGGGCUGGGAUUGACCAGGGUCUACCACGCAGCCAGGAGUUUCGACGUCGGGAGAAUAGAGGCGGGACAUUACAGCGACGACUCCAACUUCCUGCCUGGACUUCCUCGUCGUGCCACCAGCCAACCGGACGUUAAGCUCCCCAGAGUAGUCCCCGCCUCCAACCCCGCCUCUGAGUUCCGUCCCCUAGGUUACUACCCCCCACCUAUCACGUCACCAGACUCCACAAAGACCCUCCUACCUGCCUCUAAACUCCUCCCCCUUGCCAGACCGGCCCACCUCGCUGUGUGUUCUAGGGGGGGCUGGUGGAAACUACAGUGA
Messenger RNA from Oncorhynchus keta (chum salmon), 2133 nucleotides. Its product is annotated as FERM domain-containing protein 7. The record is from RefSeq and is a predicted model, not a curated record. Bases 217 to 2133 code for a protein of 638 amino acids. Gene Ontology annotation, cellular component: cytoskeleton. Gene Ontology annotation, molecular function: guanyl-nucleotide exchange factor activity; cytoskeletal protein binding. NCBI's taxonomy places the organism in Eukaryota, Metazoa, Chordata, Actinopteri, Salmoniformes, Salmonidae. The transcript is spliced from 12 exons.